Protopolystoma xenopodis is the source of this 621-nucleotide messenger RNA. The record is from the annotation of a GenBank genome assembly. Lineage: Eukaryota; Metazoa; Platyhelminthes; Monogenea; Polystomatidea; Polystomatidae.
AUGACUCCUGCCUCUCUUCCUCCUGAACUGCGUGACCCUAACAAAUGUGAUCUGCGCACUGAAGCCGAAUUUAUCAUUGCAGCUGCCCGUCAGCGCCAUGGAGGUCCUCUUCCAGUUGCCCAGCUCAAGAGCCUGCAUGCCAUGAUCACCUACGCUCUGGCGAGUAUCGCACCAACUGCUGCGAUACUCUCAUUAGCGUACACCAAUUCUUCUUCGUCUGGGUUCUCUCCAAUCGCAUCUAAUGGAUCGGCGCGUCCUGUGAUGCGGUCUCUGACGUUGGGUCCUGCACAAAAGCAGUCAGGAAUUACAAAUGCUUCUACUGGUCUGGAUGGCCUAUCAGGGCCCACUCCUGUUGCUGGUUCGCCUCCUUCAGCGCCAUUUGGACAGCAGGCGUUGCAUCAGCAUCUAAUUCCGCCCGCCUUUGUAGAGCUAGACAUGGCUCCAGAGGGUUUCGGCUGUCUUUUUUUGCCAUCUAUUGCACCACAGGGCCCCUUUUCCAUCUAUCAUUUAGCCAGUGCUGGUUCCAUGGUCUCCGCUGGUCCUUCUCAGACAGUGGAUAAUAACGCCGCCGGGGGUAUCGGUUCAGGUUGGUUCACCUCAAUUAUAUCCCGAAAGAGUUGA